Entrophospora candida is the source of this 123-nucleotide messenger RNA. Lineage: Eukaryota; Fungi; Glomeromycota; Glomeromycetes; Entrophosporales; Entrophosporaceae. The record is from the annotation of a GenBank genome assembly.
AUGGCUACUCCCAUAUUUGCCAAUGCAAAACAAUGUAGUACAUCAUGGAGACAAGCAUUAUCUGUUUGUAAUUUGUUGAGUGCACCACAAAAUGGAAGCAAAAGCUUUUCCAAUCUUCAUUAG